Messenger RNA from Schizophyllum commune H4-8, 1979 nucleotides. RefSeq names its product alpha-amylase-domain-containing protein. The coding region runs from base 205 to 1617 and encodes 470 amino acids. The record is from RefSeq and is a predicted model, not a curated record. Gene Ontology annotation, biological process: carbohydrate metabolic process. Gene Ontology annotation, molecular function: alpha-amylase activity; cation binding. NCBI's taxonomy places the organism in Eukaryota, Fungi, Basidiomycota, Agaricomycetes, Agaricales, Schizophyllaceae. The transcript is spliced from 11 exons.
GGCGCGUCGACAACGAAUGGCAGAGAAGAGGCUUCGGUCGAGCGGUGGCGCAAUCACCGACGUCUGGUUCGGCAGCCUCCCAUUUGACCUCCCUCUUGGAUUCGGUCCCGUGAGCGAGACCGCGCGCUAGUAUAAAAUCCGCAGAUAUCCUGCCUGACAAUUCAUCGCCCUCGGCGCAUCCGUCCCUCCUCGUCCACCUCCAAGAUGUCACUUCGCUCGGCUUUGCUCGCGUCCGCCUUGAUUGGCGCCCGCGCUUUGCCUGCGCCUCACGGUGCUCGCGCACCCUCGUCUGACAACAAGGUCAUCAUCCAGAUUUUUGAGUGGAACUGGGACAGCAUCGCGCAGGAGUGCACAGACUUCAUCGGUCCCGCGGGCUAUGGCUUCGUGCAAGUCAGUCCACCCCAGGAGACCAUCUCCGGAGACCAAUGGUGGACGGACUACCAGCCCGUCUCUUACAUCCUCCAGGGCAAGCGCGGCGACCGCGACGGCUUUGCGGCCAUGGUUGAGGCGUGUCACGACGCAGGCGUGGGCGUUAUCGCUGACACCAUCUGGAACCAUAUGGCGGGCGUGGACUCGGGCACUGGGACUGCGGGCAGCAGCUUUACGCACUACGACUACCCGGGCAUCUACCAGACGCAGGACUUCCACCACUGCGGGCUCGAGUCGGGCGAUGAUAUCGUGAACUACUCGAACCGUGAGGAGGUGCAGACGUGCGAGUUGGUCAACCUUGCGGAUCUCGCGACAGACACCGACUACGUUCGCGGCAAGCUCGCGGACUACGCCAACGACCUCAUCUCCCUCGGUGUGGACGGUCUUCGUCUUGAUGCCUCCAAGCACAUUCCGACGGACGACAUUGCGGCCAUCAUCAGCAGGCUCAACUCGUCGGUCUACAUCACGCAGGAGGUCAUCUACGGCGACGGCGAGCCCAUCACCCCGGCCGAGUAUGUACAAAAUGGGGACGUUCAGGAAUUCCGCUACACCCAUACUAUCCAGGACGCUUUCACCAACAGCGGGCUCGACCAGCUGCAGGACCUCGACUCCAAGGGGUGGGUCGCUGGCUCUUCAGCGAACGUCUUCGUCGCUAACCACGACACCGAGCGGGGCGGCGAUUCUCUCAACUACAACUCGCCCAACAACAUCUAUACUACCGCCAUGAUCUUCUCCCUCGCGCACCCCUACGGCACGCCCAGCAUCCUCUCCUCCUUCGAGUUCUCCAACUCGGACGACGGCGCGCCCAACGGCAACGCCGGCACGUGCUCCGACGACGGUGGCGCGAGCGGCUGGAUCUGCCAGCACCGCUGGCCCGCGGUCCGUAACAUGGUCGCCUUCCGCAACGAGGUCGGCGACGCGGAGCUCACCGACUGGGUUAGCCCGCAAGGCUCGCAGAUCGCGUUCGGACGGGGCUCAGCCGGCUAUGUCGCUAUCAACAAUGCGGACUCGGAAUGGUCGACUACGUUCUCGACCUCGCUCGCCGACGGCUCCUACUGCGAUGUCAUCAGCGGCGACGCCUCCGACGGCUCCUGCUCUGGCAAUACCAUCACCGUUUCCGGCGGCUCCUUUGACGCUACCGUCCCUGCGCGCAGUGCUCUCGCCAUCCACACCGGCGCCACCGUUUAAAAUCUCAGCAUCGACGACUGGGGGCCAACCUCUCGAGAAUCAUCGACUUCUGAUGCACUUCGGUAAUAUAUUUGCCCCUACCAUGUUGUAAAUUCGACGACAGUGAACAGGACGAACAUGUGCUAUCUAUAUAUGCGCCCCCUCGUCUGGUAACGAAGAAGCUUGAACGCGACUAGAUAUUUUACGAUGUGAUAUCGGCAUCGAUCAGAUGGACGCAAGCACUUCUAGUAGUCAUACUAUACCAGUUGCUUGUGGCAGCCAAUACAUAUGUACCAACGCAUGUUAUCUGUACGUGCGUCGCUCAAGUCACGGCAGAGUAUAUCCUUCACAGCGCGAAGUGCAGCCUGCGGAGCCACCUUGUG